Meloidogyne enterolobii is the source of this 421-nucleotide messenger RNA. NCBI's taxonomy places the organism in Eukaryota, Metazoa, Nematoda, Chromadorea, Rhabditida, Meloidogynidae. The record is from the annotation of a GenBank genome assembly.
UACCGAGUGUUUCUGGGUUUGUUAACUUUCGUCAAUUCGGCUUGGAUCCUCAUUCCCCUUCAUUUUGAUUUUCGGCUUACUAAAAAAUCCCCCCUCUCUUUUAUUUCCGCUAUAUUGCCCCAUAUUUUCAGUUCACCACGGAUUCUCAUUUUUAACUCUUGUCUUCUUAUGUAGGUUUGUAAAGGCUUGGUAAAUUUUUUGGAUUUUUUAUUUUUGUUUACUUAUAAUGCGGUUAGCUGCGUAUAAAAAAGCGGAUGGAACAAAAAUUGAUGGGCGUCGUGUUGUUGUAGAUUAUGAGCGUGGGCGUACAAAGAAAGGUUGGCUUCCUCGGCGUUUAGGUGGCGGUAAAGGUGAAACUCGACGAAAACGGGAGUCUAAAGCAGCGUUGGCGGCAAAAGAAUGGGAAGAAAGGAAGGACUGA